AUGGAAGUUGGUGGGAGGGACAGAUCGAGAAGACUCAUCAUCAGAAGGAAGGAAGGAAGGAAGUACACACGCAGGGCCAGACAAAACUUCGGCAAAGAAAUGGUGGACCAGCACAAUGUAGUACGUAAGUCAUUGGGGUUAGGGCCUUUGACAUGGAAUGAGACGGUGGCAGGAUACGCACAGAGAUAUGCGGAUCAGAGAUCUGGGGAUUGCCAACUCGUACACUCACAAGGACCGUAUGGGGAGAACCUCUACUGGGCCUCUGGCUCUGCUGAGUUAGAGACUGCCGCAGCUGCCGUGAAGGCAUGGGUAGAUGAGAAGAGCGACUACGAUUAUGCCACCAACACCUGCGUCAAUGGCAAGAUGUGCGGGCACUACACCCAGGUUGUGUGGAAGAACUCCCAACAACUCGGCUGUGCCUCCGUCAAAUGCUCCGACAAUGCUUACUUGUCCGUCUGUAGUUAUUACCCUCCUGGGAAUUACAUUGGAGAACGCCCUUACUAA
Molecule: messenger RNA, 504 nt
Organism: Telopea speciosissima
Lineage: Eukaryota; Viridiplantae; Streptophyta; Magnoliopsida; Proteales; Proteaceae
Product: pathogenesis-related protein 1A-like
Exons: 2
Coding region: 1-504 (167 amino acids)
Cellular component (GO): extracellular region
Source: RefSeq, a predicted model, not a curated record